AUGGCUUCGCCGGCUGAGAAAGUGUCGUCCCAGACGGGAACCAAGACGGCGUCGACUCCCUCCGAAGUGGCCUCCGUCAAGAAUGGUGUCGUCCAAGAUGCCGGGGUCGGCGUCGUCAUGACCCAUGACGAAUACCAUCUGGCCACGCUGGGAUACAAACAGGAGUUCAUCCGGUGUCUGGGCUUCUUUGAGUCCUGGGCGGCGACCUUCACUUCCAUGAAUUUCAUUUCGGGUAUCCCGGUUCUCUUUGGCUGGGUGAUGUAUACGGGAGGUCCGAAGGCCGCCUUCGCCAACUGGACUAUGGUCGGGGGGUUCUCUUGCUGUGUGAGUCUGGUGAUGGCUGAACUGGGUGCCGCUCUGCCCACAACGGGGGGCAUAUACUUUUGGAGCUUCCGUCUGGGAGGAGAGAAGUAUGGGCCCUUUCUGAGCUGGAUGACCGCCUGGUGGAACUGGGCUGGCUGGGUCACGGUUGUCCCUGGCGUGCAACAAGGCUCGACCAAUUUUUUGGUUUCCGCCCUUAUGAUCAAAUAUCCGGAUGCUGAAGUCUUGGACAAGGGCUGGUUUCUGUGGCUGCUCACCAGCAUUGGCAUGAUCUUCGCCAUGAUCCCGAACGUGUACAGCCCCAGGCUGCUGCAGUACUAUUUUCGAUUCGCCGUGGCCAUCUUCUUCAUCCUCUUCUUCAUGUACUGGAUCUGGUUCCCCAUCAAGGCUGCCGAAAAACACUUCAACUCAAGCUCCGGUGUCUUUGACCUCUUCUAUAACGGCAUCAAUGCUGGGGCAGAGAAAGAGGCGUCAGACGCCUACUGUUGGAUCAUCUCGGUUCUUUUUGGAGCUUGGGUCUUCUAUGGAUACGACGCGGCGGCCCAUCUUAGCGAAGAGUUGAACGACGCGUCAGUUGUCGUUGCCAAGGGUAUCUAUUUGUCGACAUUUUCCGCUUGGCUGCUCUCGAUCCCGACACUCAUCAUCGUGCUGUUCUGUAUGCAGGACUUUGACGGCAUCAUAUCCGCCUCAUAUGCCAACAACUGGGCCGAGUAUCUGGUCCAACUGCUCGGCGAGAAUGGCGCCGUGGCCAUUCUGUCGAUGCUCUGGGUCGAUUCGACCUGCGCCACGGCCAGCUGUUUCAUGUCCGCUCAGCGCGUCACAUACGCCAUCUCGAGAGACCACGUUCUUCCAUUCAGCUCUGUCUUCCGGAAGCUCUCCAAGCGGAAGAUGGCCGUCAACGCGGGGCUUCUGGUUUGCGCCAUCUCGAUCGCCGUUACCACUGCAGUCAUCGGUUCAACCGUCGCUUUUUCUGCCAUCACAGCGACUGCAACAAUUGCCACCAAUGUGUCGUAUCUGUUUCCCAUUGUCGCGAGGCAGACUGUCGGCCGCAAAACAUUCGUGCCCGCGAAGUGGAAUCUAGGCAAAUUCUCUGCACCAAUUGCCACGAUAGCCACAUUAUGGAUUUUAUUCCUGUUUGUGGUUCUGAUUCUACCGCAAUUAUAUCCCGUUGACGCCGAAACCCUGAACUAUGCGCCAAUUUGCAUUGGCAUCAUUUCCAUCAUCAGUCUUGCGGGGUGGUGGUUCCCCAAAUGGGGUGGGCGACAUUGGUUUGUAGGUCCUGUCAAGACACUCAGCGACGCCGAGUUCAGAAAUAUUCGGGUCGAAGGUGGAGAGGCGACCGUCGAGGAAGGAGAGGCCAUGGCAAACAUGAGGUUUGGACAUAGGAAGAGUGUGAGCGAAUAA
Capronia coronata CBS 617.96 is the source of this 1725-nucleotide messenger RNA. RefSeq lists its product as uncharacterized. Gene Ontology annotation, molecular function: transmembrane transporter activity. NCBI's taxonomy places the organism in Eukaryota, Fungi, Ascomycota, Eurotiomycetes, Chaetothyriales, Herpotrichiellaceae. The record is from RefSeq and is a predicted model, not a curated record. Gene Ontology annotation, cellular component: membrane. The transcript has 2 exons. Bases 1 to 1725 code for a protein of 574 amino acids. Gene Ontology annotation, biological process: transmembrane transport.